Molecule: messenger RNA, 1929 nt
Organism: Lasiodiplodia theobromae
Lineage: Eukaryota; Fungi; Ascomycota; Dothideomycetes; Botryosphaeriales; Botryosphaeriaceae
Product: MFS multidrug transporter
Exons: 2
Coding region: 1-1929 (642 amino acids)
Biological process (GO): transmembrane transport
Molecular function (GO): transmembrane transporter activity
Source: RefSeq, a predicted model, not a curated record
AUGACCCCCGGCAAUGCAUCACAUGCUCCCGCUGAGGACCGCGAUAUGACGAAUAAUGGCCUUCUUCCUGCCUUUGGGAGUCCGAGUAAUGACGAGCCGGACCAGGAACCUUAUUCGCGAGAUGACACGCAGGGCCGACGUCAACCCCCACCAGCGAUCGACACGCGGCUUGGCGUAGCGCAGCUACCUCUCGUCGACGAGGACGAGCAGGCAGAAAGGGCAAAGGAGAAGCCGGUGACAUGGAGCUCCCUACCUCAGAAAGACCAGCUCAUCAUCCUGACACUGGCAAGGCUGUCGGAGCCUCUGACGCAGACGUCGCUCCAGGCCUACAUGUUCUACCAGCUGAAGUCGUUCGACCCUUCGCUGCCAGACUCGACAAUUGCCUCACAAGCCGGAAUCUUGCAGGGCGCCUUCACCGCGACGCAGUUCGUCACUGCCGUCCUCUGGGGGCGCGUCGCUGACGUGGAAUGGGUCGGACGAAAGAAGGUUAUCCUCGUAGGUCUGUUGGGCACUGCCAUCUCUGCUGUCGGCUUUGGAUUUUCGAAGAGCUUUGUCACGGCCGUCGUCUUCAGGAGCCUUGGAGGGAUGCUCAACGGCAACAUUGGAGUGAUGCGGACUAUGGUUAGCGAGAUCGUCAAGGAAAAAAGAUACCAGUCUCGCGCCUUCCUCCUCUUGCCCAUGACAUUCAACAUUGGCAUCAUUAUUGGCCCAAUACUCGGCGGCUUCCUCGCUGAUCCAGCAGGGAGCUAUCCGUCUCUCUUCGGUCCAGGCUCAGUCAUCGGUGGCAAGGACGGCGUGGGCUGGAUGAUGGAAUGGCCAUACGCCCUACCCAACCUCGUCAGUGCCCUCUUCCUCUUCUGCUCCUCCAUGGCCAUCAUCUUCGGGCUCAAAGAGACGCACGAGGCUCUCCAAGACACGCCCGACUUCGGCAUCCGCCUACGCCUCUGGGUCUCGCGCAACAUCCUGCGCCGCCGCAGGCCGCAGGGCGACUACAUGCCCAUCCCUACGGACGACGACGACCGCCCACGCACUCCAGACCAGCCACCCACAGACAUCGAAAUGGCCACCACACCCACCACGCCCGACUCCUUCCAGAUCAAGACGCCACCGCGCAAGCAAAAGCUCCCCUUCCACCGCAUCUGGACGCGCAACGUCCUCCUCACCUUCCUCUCGCACGCCAUCCUCUCGAUGCACAUCGGCACCCUCAACAGCCUCUGGUUCACCUUCCUCUCCACCCCACGCUUCGACCCCGCGCACCCCAUCCCACCCACACUCACCCACCAACGCCCACCCCUCCACUUCACCGGCGGCCUCGGCCUACCCCCCUCCCGCAUCGGCGCCGCGCUCGCCAUCCUCGGCGUCAUCGGCAUCACCCUACAACUCGCCGUCUACCCCACCGUCAGCACGCGUCUCGGCACGGUACGUUCGUUCCGCUUCGCAUCCAUGCUCUUCCCGGUCGCCUACGCCGUGAUCCCCUUCCUCGCCCUCAUCCCGACCACGUCCCCACCUCCCGCCCCCGCAGCCGGCCCGCUCGUCUGGAUGGCUAUCGCCGGCGCGCUGUUCCUCGUCGUCGCGGCCCGCACGUUCGCGACGCCGAGCGCGGCGAUACUGGUGAAUAACUGCUGCCCGCAUCCCAGCGUGCUCGGCACCGUGCACGGCGUGGGGCAGUCGGUCAGCAGCGGCGCCCGCACGCUCGGGCCCGUGCUCGGCGGGUGGGUGUUUGGGCGAGGUCUCGCGAUGGGUGUGGUCGGGCUGGCGUGGUGGUGGUUGGCCGGCGUGGCCGUGUGCGGCGCUGUCGCGGGGACGUUUGUGAGGGAGGGGAAUGGGAGGGAGAUUGUGUUGCCGGGGGAGGAAGAGAAAGAAGAGGAAGAGGACGAGGACGAGGAAGGUGAUGGUGGGGUGGUAGUAGUAGAGAGGAGAGAGAGAUAG